AUGUCGGACGAUUAUCCACGUUUCGACCUGGCUCACCCGGAGCUGCUAGAAGCUUUCAUACGCGACCUGAAGCUGCAUUUCGAUGCCAAAGGCGUAAUAACUGAUACGCAGAAGAGAGGCAUCCUCUACAAGGCUAUUUGCGUCGAAACCAGGCGAUACCUGGGGGAGUGGCUUCAUCCAAGCACGAUAGAGCGGGAGACUUUCGCUGCUAUCGUGGAGGCACUUCAAGGGAACAUCAAGCCUACAAUCAACCAGGGAGUGUUGUUCAAUGAGUUUGUUUGUCGAUUCCAAAAGGAGGGAGAGUCUGGAGGCCAGUAUGCUGCUGCUCUUCGUUCGAUGGUGGAGGGCCUCGCCUUGGGCUGGCAUGCAGACCGCAUAGCGCUCUUUCAGCUCAAGAGGGGCUUGCGGGAUUCAUCUCUGCAAAGGCGUCUCUAUAGGGAGCAGGAAUGCACCCUUCAAGAAGCCAAGAUCAUAGUGAACUCAUCUGAAGUUAGCAAGCGCUGCAUUCAAUUUGUCAACACGCUCACCGCCGAAGUCCACGCUGUCAACUUCAACAACAAACCGCGGGACAACGGUGGUCGAGGCAGUGGCGGCGGAAAGAAGAAACCGAAUGCAACUGGAAACUUGACUUGUUUUCGUUGUGGGGAGGCAGGUCACUCUGUAAGAAGAUGUGGUUUAGGUUACAACAAGUGUAAAUGUGCUGGCUGCGGGAAGGUUGGCCAUUUAGAAAAGGCUUGUCGCUCGAAGAAGUCAAAUAACUCUGCUCUUACUAAUUAUUUGUCUGCACAGCCGCCUCAGUCCUCCCAGCCCAGCACUUCUAAUGUAGUUGUACCUCCUGCCUGCAGACCCUUCAAUCCUUUUGCUGAGCUGUUUCAGAUCCAGUCUCAUCAAAUGUAUGAUCCGGAAGAUGACCCUGUCUACCUUACCUUGUUGGUCAACGGGAGACCCAUCACCAUGCAAUUUGAUGAUGGGGCCCAGAAGACCGUCAUCGCAGAGGCCACCUUCCGCCAGCAUUUUGGAACUGCUAUGGACACCAAGAUGUCUCCAGUAGAGCUGUUCGCCUGGGGUUGUGACACUCCACAUGCAACUGGAUCAAUGGUUGAGGUAUCAGUCACCUUCGGGGGUAAGACUUUUAAGUUACCUCUGUUAAUCAGUCCUGUUGAUCCUAAGCGCUCGCCAACUCUACUUGGGAGAAACUGGAUCCGGGCCUUCUGGGGAAGGAACUUCCUUCGUGAAGCUCUUCAAAUUGAGAAGUACUCCAUCAAUGCAGUCGAAGUUCAAGCUGCCAGGGUGGUGGCUCCUCCAAGACCUCAACAACUCUCUCCUGUCAACAUUGGCGCUUGGGCAUCAAAGUUUCCGUGUGCUACAGGUACUGGUACAGGAAGGUACAAUGGCCCUCCGGUACAUCUUCAUCUCAAACCAGGGUCAAAGCCUAAGUACCAACCUGCCCGCUCUAUACCUUUUCCCUUGACCACCAAGUACAAUGAGGCAGUGGAUCGCAACAUCAGCGCUUCAGUCUGGAUCCCAACUGAAGUCUCAGCUUGGGCUAGCGGGCUUGUUCCCGUUCAGAAGAGGAAUGGAGAGUUGAGGCUGUGUGCCGAUUAUAAAAGUACUCUGAAUCCAGCAUUGCAUAAUGAUUCUUACUGUUCCCCAACGGUUUCAGAGGUUCUAGCUGCUGCUUCAGGUGCCAAGAUAUUCGGAGAAUUAGACUGCAAGGAGGCUUAUCUUCAGAUACCUGUGGACGAAGAAAGUUCUAUGCUGAUGGUAGUCAAUUCCAAACGAGGCCUCUUCCGCCCCACCACCCUCCAGUUUGGCGUCAAGACAGCGCCAGCUAUCUUCCAGCGUAUCAUGGAUGGUCUUUUGGGUAAGCUGGAGGGCGUGGUGGCAUACCAGGACAAUGUCUAUAUCUUUGCAUCAAGUUUUCCUCAAUAUGUGUCUCGCCUUGAAAAUGCUCUUCUGGUUCUGAGUCAAGCUGGUUUGAGGUUAAACACUGAGAAGUGUACCUUCAUUACCGAUUCUUUGGAGAUCUUAGGAUUCCUCGUGGACGCCAAGGGCAUUCAUCCAACUCAAGAGAAGUGUCAAGCCAUUUUGGACGCCCCCGUACCAGCUGACGAGAAAGCCUUACAAUCUCUGUUAGGAAUAAUAUCCUUCUACAGUAGAUUCUUCAAGGGGAAGGCCACCAUAUUGGAACCCUUACACCGCCUUCUGGAUAAAGGCGCUUCGUUUCAAUGGGGCAAACCCCACGAAGAGGCGUUACUGGCAGUCAAGGCGCAGCUAACCUCAAAGGCAGUCUUGGUCCACUACAGUUUGAAGAUCCCUCUAGUUUUAGCUGUGGAUGCCUCCCCUGUCGGGGUAGGUGCAGUAUUGAGCCACUGUACGAAGAAUUCCCAAGGUGUAGAAGAACAUGCUCCAAUCUGUUUUGCAUCUCGGACCCGUUCCAAAGUAGAACGAAACUACUCUCAGCUGGACCGGGAAGCAUUGGCAAUUAUAUUUGGAGUGUCCAAGUUUCAUCAGUAUGUUUUUGGUCGUUCUUUUCAGAUCCUGACUGACCACAAACCGCUGUUGCCACUGUUGGGAGCUGAGGCUCAGAUUCCAGAGCAUCUUUCUCCUCGUAUGAUCAGGUGGGCGCUGAAACUUAGUGCUUAUGAUUAUGUUCUACUGCACAGGCCAGGCAGCAAGAUGGGGAACGCGGAUUAUCUCAGCCGAUGCCCUUUGCCUUGUGAGGAUGCUGAGAUGGAGCCUGUGGGCAUUUUCCUCCUGGAGGCUCGGAGUUGGUCACCCAUUGGCGCAAAGGACAUUGCUAACGCCACCUCCGCCGACCCCCUUCUGAAACAGGUAACACAUUGGGUGAAGUUUGGUUGGCCUCAAUCUGUUCCAGAAGAAGCGAAACCCUAUUACCAGAAGAGGGAUGAGCUAUCUAUGAUGAAGGGCUGUCUCCUCCGAGGCUCUUGUGCUGUUGUGCCACCUGCUCUGCAAGACAUCGCUUUGAGGCUGGCGCACUCCCUUCACUUUGGGAUUGCCCACACCAAGGCAAUGGCUAGGUCCCUGAUCUGGUGGCCAGGGAUGUCCCGGGAGCUGGAGAAGGAGGUCACGGCGUGCGAGGAAUGCCAGAAGAACGCCAGUGCUCCUCCAAAAUCUUCGUCAACUUGUUGGCCAGCUGCUCGUGAAGUUUGGGAAAGAGUCCACCUUGACUAUGCUGGCCCUGUCGAGGGACACUACCUUCUGAUUGGAAUUGAUGCUCACAGCAAAUGGCCCGUUGUAAAGGUGGUAAAUAAUCUAACUGCUGCUACGUUGAUCACUCAUGUAAGAUACAUCUUUUCAGAUUUUGGUAUACCCUGUACUAUUGUGAACGACAACGGUGCUCAAUUGGUAUCCAAGGAGUUUGAGCAGUUCCUUCUACACAACAACGUUCGCCACGUCAUGUCUCCACCUUGGCAUCCAGCGUCCAACGGGUUGGCGGAAAGGGCUGUCCGGUCUGUGAAGGAGCUCCUGAGGAAGUUCACCGAAGGGGAUUUCCACGCCAGGCUGGCUAGGGUGCUCCACUCUAUGAGGAAUCGUCCUUCGUCAGCCAAUGGCGUUUCUCCAGCCGAAGUGAUGUUCUCAAAUCGGCCUUCAAGGUCUCCUCUCCGGCGCCUUCACCCGGACAGCUGGCCAACUCUUACUUCGACAGAACCUCCUCUCCAACCAGGCACUCUGGUCUGGGCACUAAAAAGGGUAAGAGGUUCCACUUCCUGGGAGGCUGGGUUUCUUAAGGAGGCUUUAGGUUGCAGGGUCUACGUGGUGCAACUCAAUGACGGCUCCAUCUUGAGGGUCUCGGUGGACGAGGUGCGCAGGAGGCUGACGAAGGAGGACGAUGAGAGCGGCCGCCCACCCAUUCCGACUUCAGAGCCAGAGGGGCUGCCUACCGGCACGGAGUUACCAUCUCGGCAGCCUGUGGUUCCACCAACUACGCCGGUGGUGACACCUGAGACACCGGUGCAGGAGCAGCCCAAGACUCCCCCGCCCACUACAGCGGAUCAGGAGCAGCCCAGGACUCUCGAUGAGGUCGUGGACUUCAUUCCGGAUCAGCAGUUCCUUGCCAACGCUGAUAAAUCUCCAGAAGAGUCUGAGGACGAUCAGCAUGAGACGGCUUCUGUGGAUUCUCAUGAGACCGGGACCCCUCCUCCUGUCCUAUCUCCUCAAGGUACAGUCCUACACGACUCUAUUCAAGGAAGCCCGUCCAAGGACACUGAGUCUCCACGAGGACGUGGGCGAGGCCGCCGGGCACCAGGACGCCCUCCAGGAUCAAAGAACGUCACCAAGACAGGUCGUCAGCCUUUGGUCACACGCUCCGGCCGUAUUUCUCAGGCCCCAACACAUUGGGACCCUUGGUCAUAA
This is a messenger RNA of Frankliniella occidentalis (western flower thrips), 4377 nucleotides long. RefSeq lists its product as uncharacterized. NCBI's taxonomy places the organism in Eukaryota, Metazoa, Arthropoda, Insecta, Thysanoptera, Thripidae. The transcript has a single exon. The record is from RefSeq and is a predicted model, not a curated record. The coding region runs from base 1 to 4377 and encodes 1458 amino acids. Gene Ontology annotation, molecular function: nucleic acid binding; zinc ion binding. Gene Ontology annotation, biological process: DNA integration.